This is a messenger RNA of Aspergillus oryzae RIB40, 828 nucleotides long. Its product is annotated as alpha/beta hydrolase. The transcript has a single exon. Lineage: Eukaryota; Fungi; Ascomycota; Eurotiomycetes; Eurotiales; Aspergillaceae. The coding region runs from base 1 to 828 and encodes 275 amino acids. The record is from RefSeq and is a predicted model, not a curated record.
AUGUCCCAAAACCCAACAAUCCUCCUCAUCCACGGUGCCUGGCACACACCCACCCACUACGAACCCUACACCACAGCCCUGAAAAACGCAGGCUUCGAAGUCCACUGUCCACACCUACCCACCUGCACCGGCAAGUCCCCCCCAACAGCAACCUUCACCGACGACGUCUCCCUAAUCCGCCAAACCCUGCACUCCCUCACCACAGCCGGGAAACAAAUCCUCCUGGUCAUGCACUCCUACGGCGGCUGCGUCGGCACCGACGCAGCCCAAGACUACAUAUACCCCGUCACUUCCACCUCCGAGCCCCCAACUUCUAUUCCCACUUCCAACCCCGAAGAGAAACGAAACCAAAAAGGAGGAAUAUUCCACCUCCUCUACCUCAGCGCCUACAUCCUGCCACCCGGAUCCUCAAUCCAAACCAUCAUGGAUAAAGCCGGCGUCAACGAGGAUCUCUGGGCCCAGUACAUGGACGAUGAUGAAGAUGGGUUGACAAUGCCCCGGGAUCCCGGGUUGUGGUUUUAUGGGGGUCUGGACGAGGGGACGGUAGAGAGGUGUGUGGAGCGUUUGGUGAGGUUUCCGGUGAGGGUGCUUAGGGAGAAGACGGGUGGGAAUGUGUGGCGACGGUGUCCUGUUACUUAUGUUCGGACGGAGAGGGAUUAUGCUGUGCCGAAGGGGUUUCAGGAUCUGAUGCUUGAGGGGGUUAAAGGGGAGGGAGUUGAGGUUAGGGUUUUGGGGUUUGAGGCUUGUCAUAGUGUUUUUUUGACGAAUGUUGGGGAGAUGGUGGGGGUUGUUGAUGGGAUUGUCAGGGAUUGGAGGGGUGGGUUGUAG